Penicillium manginii is the source of this 738-nucleotide messenger RNA. RefSeq lists its product as uncharacterized. The transcript has a single exon. NCBI's taxonomy places the organism in Eukaryota, Fungi, Ascomycota, Eurotiomycetes, Eurotiales, Aspergillaceae. The coding region runs from base 1 to 738 and encodes 245 amino acids. The record is from RefSeq and is a predicted model, not a curated record.
AUGGGCCACAAAACCAACUCAACCUACGCAACAGACUUCGACGUCGCGCGAAAUUACCACAUCUGCUCCCUUUUCCGAACAGGCAUGAAAUCCUGGGGCGAUCUAUCAUUCAUCAAUCCCCAAACCCGCGACACUGGCACCAGCACCAGCACGGAUUUCAGUACGGGAUUAUUUUAUCCCGCACUCGCAGGCGUGAAUUUCACAUUUCACAAAGCCAUUCGGCCCCGACAAAAGUACGAAAUAUGUACCCGUGUGCUAUCUUGGGAUGAGAAGUGGCUACAUCUGAUUUCACACUUCGUAGAGAGGGGCACUUGCAAGGCUGUACACUUCAGUGAUCAAAAUGGCCAACCUGAUCCGGAAAGGGAUACUGGUAUUGCGGAUUCACGGGAUCAUGGUCAGCUUGAAGAGGGAAGUCCCCGCGCUGUUAUAUUUGCUACUGCGAUGGCGAAGAUUGUUUUCAAAAAGGGGAGGAAAACGAUUUCUCCAUCUCGGUUCUUGGGUGAUUGUGGUCUUCUUCCUCAGCAGGACGGUGAUUGGAAGGUUCCAGUUCAGGAAUCGGUUAAUCAGCCUCGUGACGAGAAUGAAAAGGAUCAUGAGAAUAUGGCCAACUUGAAGAUUGGCGAGACUAUUGAAAGGAUGAGAGCUGAUGGAUAUCGUCUAUCUGAGCAUUUGAACAGCCUCGAAGACGGAUAUUCUUUUUACAAUGUGAAUGAGAGUGUAUACUUUUCCAAGUGUUGA